This is a messenger RNA of Anoplophora glabripennis (Asian longhorned beetle), 1629 nucleotides long. RefSeq names its product protein trapped in endoderm-1 (gene Tre1). Gene Ontology annotation, cellular component: membrane. Gene Ontology annotation, molecular function: G protein-coupled receptor activity. The transcript is spliced from 5 exons. The record is from RefSeq and is a predicted model, not a curated record. NCBI's taxonomy places the organism in Eukaryota, Metazoa, Arthropoda, Insecta, Coleoptera, Cerambycidae. The coding region runs from base 76 to 1092 and encodes 338 amino acids. Gene Ontology annotation, biological process: G protein-coupled receptor signaling pathway.
UUGGAACUAGGUCCUCUUCAGUGCGCGUAUAUCGCUUGCUGCGGUCGUAGGACGAGUGUUUACAAAAACAAAAUCAUGACAACGGCGGCUAUCAAGUAUCCCAGGGAGGCCACGAUUUUCGCUGCCUGCUGUGCCAUUGUUUUUUGUAUCGUAGGCAUUGUCGGUAACUUGGUGACGGUCCUAGCUUUGAUCAGAUGUCCCAAACUGAGAGCACAUGCUACAACGGCCUUUGUACUAUCCCUAUGCCUAUCCGAUCUAAUUUUUUGCGUUCUGAAUCUACCUCUGACUGCAGCAAGGUACAUUUACGAGGCCUGGAUCUUGGGAGACGUUCUCUGUAAACUGUUCCCUGUCCUGUUUUAUGGAAAUGUUGGUGUCUCGGUACUGAACAUGGUGGCGAUAACGUUGAACAGGUACGUUCUGAUCUCUUGCCACCAGUACUACAACCAAUUAUAUUCCAAACUGUCCAUUUGGAUUCAACUAGUAUGUAUAUGGGGCGCAACUUUUCUGCUAAUGCUCCCUCCGCUAUUGGAAAUCUGGGGGAAACUGGGGUUAGACGCGUCGACUUUUUCAUGCACGAUAUUAAAGAAAGAUGGAAAGUCACCCAAAAAAGUCAUUUUCUUAGUAGGAUUUGCGCUGCCAUGCGUUGUCAUAAUACUAGCUUACUCUUGUAUUUACUACAGCGUGCGGAAGUCCAGAAAAAAACUGAAAUCCCACCAACCGAUAACCGACAAGAGAAGCAGCAGGAGAGAAAAAGACGACAGCAGGCUGACCAAACUGAUGGCGUUAAUAUUCAUUUGCUUUCUAUUCUGCUUUUUGCCACUGAUGGUAGUCAACGUGUUCGAUGACAAUGGCAACGACAUAAAGUAUCCCGUACUUCACGUGUUGGCCUCGAUUUUGGCUUGGGCCUCUAGCGUCAUCAACCCCUUCAUAUACGCAGCUAGUAAUCGCCAGUAUCGCUCGGCUUACUCAAAAUUACUGAGACUUGUCAAGUCGAGCGUGGUUUUUUCAGACUCCAAACACGCCUCAAAUAACUCCAGGCAAGACAAAAACGGUUCUGUUGUAUAUAAACCUAGUGGAGGUAGUGGUGUGUAACAAUAACACCUGUUUCCACGAUGUCGAAUAUCUUGCCCUUACAUUUUUGUUAGCAAUAAACAUUCCCCCUGUACAUUCACCACACCAAAAUUAAUAAGACUGAUGAUGGAACCAAAAAAAUAAUAAUAAUAAAACUGCUGUCUAGAAACAUAAAUAAGCACGAUAUGAACCACCAUGUAUAUAUUUUUUAUAUAUUUAUGUAUAAACUUCAUAGUGCCAUUGUUAAUACAGUAUUAUUGUUAAGUUAGCCUAGUUUAGCUAUGAUUGUAAAAAGCCUUGUGAUAUUAUGAUCAUUCGCAUUCUAGUGGACCCUGAAAGUACAGCAGAUUUAUGUAAAUUUUAUUGUAUUUUAACUAUAAAUAUAAAAAGUAUACUAUCUUGUGUUCUCAACCUCGAUUGUUAUGUUUGUGGUAGCAUUUUUUAAUGCCAAAUUUGUCUGCGAUGGAUCUUCUCUCAGUUGACAUGUUUAUUUGUAUCUUUGUAAUAUAUUAGAGUGUAUUUAUUUGUAUUGAAAAUAUUUUUUAUAUAUCUAUAAAG